AUGGCCCCGUCCGAUUCGCCUGUACCAAAGCUAUCGUUGCCGAGUGCGGCGCCAUCGUCCCAUGUCGACGACGGUCUUGGCAAACCACCCUUGGAUCGUGCGGGCCAUCCACACCACCAUCACCACGAUGCCACGGGCAUCGCACGACCGAAGGGGUACUGGGACAAAUGGCAAACCCGCGCUGGCACGGUGUCGCUGCUCUUUUCCAUGCUCAUGCAGCUGUCGUACGUGGCAUUUCCUGCGUACAACUUUUCGCUGGCGAUUUGGGCGACCGUCCACCCGUUCUCGCACCGCGUCAACCCCCAGUCCACCAUCCUGUUUGUGUUUGCCAUGCUGGUGUCUUGCGGGACGGACGUUGUGUGGAGCAGCCUGUGGACGUCCGGCGCUGUCUUUUACGACAUGCUGUGCUCGCCAGGUCAAAUUGGGAUCUUGCACUGCGACGGGUUGCAGAGCUAUCCUGGGUGCGCCACGAAUCGUUUUGUUAUGGUCGUGUUUGUCGCCAACAUUGCGCUCAAGCUGUGGAUGGCGAUUUCGAUAUGGAGGGCAGUGGCGGUGGCCAAGCCAGACGCUGUGGCUGCAAUGGAACCUGUGCAUGCUCCGCCGCCGCCUGGAACAGUCGUCGCGGACGCCGCCGCCGCUGUUCCAGUCGAAUAG
Messenger RNA from Aphanomyces invadans, 654 nucleotides. RefSeq lists its product as hypothetical. The record is from RefSeq and is a predicted model, not a curated record. The coding region runs from base 1 to 654 and encodes 217 amino acids. The transcript is spliced from 2 exons. Lineage: Eukaryota; Oomycota; Saprolegniomycetes; Saprolegniales; Verrucalvaceae.